GCUAACCUUAGAUAGGUGGUGGCUUUUGUGGGUUUUUAUUGGUUGCCCCCGCAACGGUAGGAGCAAACUUAAAUAACACACAUAAAAGUCAUAAAAGUCGAACUCAGUUUCUGAUUUUCGCUAUUUUUACCUAUUAAUUAGUACAUCCCUCCCAAAUCUUCCAAUAUUCACCAACGAUAUAACUUAUACUUUAAACAACCAACCAGCUUAAGCACACUGACUAUACUUUAGUAGGGUGGCUUGCGACUCUAAAACUAUGGCUGGUCAAGCCCUCGAAGCUCGAUUCGAGCGUAUGUCCGUUAAUGAUGAGAACGACUAUCAAAAACCUAAGUCUGCUGCGACAUCAACCAAGCUGACACAUAGCUCGAGUCGUCCAAAUCUAUUCAAGGUCGCUCUGCAAGCACAGAGCGGAAACACCGUCCCCGCCGUCACCGCCGUCACUCUCCCAUCCCAAGCCGCACAGCGCAAAGGCACUCAGCCCCCCUCGCCCACAAGUAGGAAACCCCUCCCAUCUGCAAGUGCAGCAUCCAAGGCCUCCGACGAACAAGCACAGGCGGACAAAGAGAAGAAGUCAACUUCCUUAAUCGAACAGCCAUAUGGACCCAAACAAUUCCAUCUCGGCAUGUUUGAAAUCGGCCGGCCGCUAGGAAAGGGUAAAUUCGGACGAGUGUACCUGGCGCGGGAGCGGUUAACCGGCUUCAUCUGUGCACUGAAGGUGUUACACAAAAGUGAGCUGCAGCAGGGUCGAGUCGAGAAACAGGUGCGAAGAGAGAUCGAGAUUCAGAGCAACUUAAGGCACCCCAACAUCCUGCAGUUGUUCGGCCACUUCCACGAUAGCAAGCGUGUCUUUCUGAUCCUGGAGUUUGCCGGCAAGGGCGAGCUGUACAAGCACCUGAGGCGCGAGAACCGCUUCCCGGAGUGGAAGGCAUCUCAGUAUAUCGCGCAGAUGGCCAGUGCCCUAAGGUACCUUCACCGCAAGCACGUCAUCCACCGGGACAUAAAGCCCGAAAAUAUUCUCGUGGGUAUCCACGGCGAGAUCAAGAUAUCAGAUUUCGGCUGGAGCGUCCAUGCCCCAAAUAGUAGGCGGCAGACCAUGUGUGGAACCUUAGACUAUCUCCCACCAGAGAUGAUCAAGCUUGGCGGCUCAGAUAACUACUAUAAUGAAAAGGUGGAUCUCUGGAGUUUAGGGGUGUUGACAUACGAGUUCUUGGUGGGCGAGGCACCGUUUGAAGAUACACCUGUGAUGACGCAGAGGAGGAUUGCCAAAGCUGACAUGACUAUUCCGUCCUUUGUGAGCCCUGAAGCUAAAGACUUAAUUAAAAGGUUACUAGUUCUAGAUCCCGAUAAGAGGAUACCUCUAGAGCAGGUCCAAACACACCCUUGGAUCGCAAAACACUGCAUCAAGGGCGAGCGGGCAGCAAAUAGGGAAACAGCAAAUAGGGAAAAGUCGAAGUCGGAAAGCAAACCAUGAACUCGUGGACAUAGGACUUUGGCGACUCUUUGCGUUGCAUGCAUAUACAUAUGAGAGUGUAGGCGUUAAGGGAUAACUAGCAUACAUCUGGAUUACGGGGUGGACGGACAUAUUUGCUUUAAUCAGUACUCCGUAAAAUAAAACCAUUGCCAUGCUGUUCCAAGCAAAAACAAAACAAAACAGAACAAAACAAAACAA
Molecule: messenger RNA, 1669 nt
Organism: Hypoxylon fragiforme
Lineage: Eukaryota; Fungi; Ascomycota; Sordariomycetes; Xylariales; Hypoxylaceae
Product: Pkinase-domain-containing protein
Exons: 3
Coding region: 257-1471 (404 amino acids)
Biological process (GO): regulation of cytokinesis; protein phosphorylation; mitotic spindle organization
Cellular component (GO): spindle microtubule; spindle midzone; spindle pole centrosome
Molecular function (GO): protein kinase activity; ATP binding
Source: RefSeq, a predicted model, not a curated record